AUGGCCCACACGAUGAGCGCUUGCCAGACGGCUAUGCGCUGGGCUCUUUGUCGCCAGGCGCUGCCGGCCCCAGCUAUGCGCCUUCUUCCGCGGCGAGUCCUGUCAUUCUCCACAUCGAGUCCGCGAGCGGCACCACCACCGCCACCACCUCCACCACCGGCACAGGAGCAGGCCGCCCCGGUCGCAGGAAGAGCAGGGGAGGCAGCCGUAGCAGAGUCCGAUGCCAAGAAGUCUUCGUGCCCGGCCGGGACGGUGCUGGCGGGCCUCAACUACUUCAAGGGCCGGACGGACCCGGUCGCUCUGGCCGACGAGGAGUAUCCGCCAUGGCUGUGGGACUGCCUUGACGUGAUGAAGAAGACCACGACAGCCGAGGACGAGGACGCCGGUGACGAGUUCUCCAAGUCGAAAAAGCAGCGACGGAUGGCCGCCAAGCGGCAGCGCGACCUCGAGGCCAAGAUGUUGGUGACGGGCGACCUCGAAGCGCUGGCACCCAAGAUCCCGCUGCAGCACCAGACGAUCAACCUGCCCGUCGGUACGGGCGGGCCGGAGGAUCUCGAAAGCACGCUGCUGGCGGCGGCCAAACGCACGGAACUGCGGGUAGCGCUGCGCAAAGAACGACGGGCCACGAUCAAAGAGAGCAACUACCUGCGGUCAAUGUGA
Molecule: messenger RNA, 660 nt
Organism: Grosmannia clavigera kw1407
Lineage: Eukaryota; Fungi; Ascomycota; Sordariomycetes; Ophiostomatales; Ophiostomataceae
Product: ribosomal protein l37, mitochondrial
Exons: 2
Coding region: 1-660 (219 amino acids)
Cellular component (GO): mitochondrial large ribosomal subunit
Molecular function (GO): structural constituent of ribosome
Source: RefSeq, a predicted model, not a curated record